Molecule: messenger RNA, 579 nt
Organism: Gastrolobium bilobum
Lineage: Eukaryota; Viridiplantae; Streptophyta; Magnoliopsida; Fabales; Fabaceae
Product: auxin-responsive protein IAA30-like
Exons: 5
Coding region: 1-579 (192 amino acids)
Biological process (GO): regulation of DNA-templated transcription
Cellular component (GO): nucleus
Molecular function (GO): protein binding
Source: RefSeq, a predicted model, not a curated record
AUGGGAAAAGCCUCUAGUUCUUCCUCCUCAUCCACCAACAGCAGCAGAAACCCUGUUAUCUCAACUGCAUCCUCUCUCGCAAACCCAAAUACUCAACACCUUCAUACAGAUCUUAGGCUCGGACCAAGCAUUUCCUCCACUCAACAUGUUGGCUCUUCUAUUUCAAGGGAACAAUGGCAACCAAUUCAGCCCCAUCUAAGAAGUUCACAAGCUGCCGAAGUAUAUGAUUGUAGCGAUCAUAGCAGCUUCUUUGUGAAGGUGUACAUGGAAGGCAUUCCGAUUGGUAGAAAACUCAAUUUAUUAGCUCAUGAUGGCUAUCAUGAGUUAGUACAAACUCUUGAACAAAUGUUCGACACUACCAUUUUGUGGGGAACUGAGAUGGAUGGAGUGCAACCAGAGAGAUGCCAUGUUCUAACUUAUGAAGAUGGAGAAGGAGACUUGAUUAUGGUUGGGGACGUCCCUUGGGAGAUGUUCUUAUCAUCUGUAAAAAGGUUGAAGAUCACUAAGGUCGACACAUUCGGAGUUGAUCCCAACGUUGUUUUGAGCAAAUUCCACGGAUUGGAAUCCACAUUCGCUUGA